AUGAUUGCUCGUGUGGUGUCAGUAACCCGGAAACUUUCAUCUCAUUUCAAAGGCCCAAGGUUAAAGACCAGUUCUCACGUUUCUCUCCCGACGUUUAGAAGAAGUUUGUCCAACUUCCUUGAGCCACUACCACAAGAGGAGCUGGUGACGAAAUUCAAGUCCAGGCUAAAAGGAAGGCAGUUCCUUCCAGGCUCCUCGGGUUCGGACUUCCCAGAAUUCCUUAGAGAGCCAACAGAUUCAUUCCCGCUCGGCGUUGCAGUCCAAAAUCCAAACGGCUCUUCACUCUCUGAUCUUACUGCAAAAUGCAUGGAAUUUGCGGAAGAAACUUUCUCUCGUAGCCCUGCUAUAUUAUUCCGAGGUCUUCCUGCUAAGUCUGCAGAAGACUUUUCUGUUAUCGCUGGGGCGAUCCCGUACAAGACCGCGGCGUAUGGAGGCAUUGGACAUCGUUCUCAAGUAGACAAAGCUGCAGGAACAUAUACUGCUAGUGAGAGGCCACCAAAUUAUACAAUAGAGUUGCACAACGAAUUAGCCUAUAGUGAAAACUUUCCAUCCAAGGUAUUAAUUUUGAGCUCAUUCCAGUGGUAAGCUUUAGAAAGAAAUUGGUAAUUAAAGUUUUAAAUCUUGUUCAAGCGCAAAGGACAGAGAAAAGCAGUUUGGCGCGCUGCGCGAUGAUUAAAAAAACUCCAUUUUUCUUCCCUUGUUUGCUGAGCCUGGCUUGCAGAUGUGAACAAGGAUCUAGGGUUGCAUAACACCAACUAGCAUGUAUUGUCCCCGUUUUUCAAGUUGACAAACUCGCAUUUGACAUUUAAACCCUGCGAAAACAAACAUUUUUGCUUCUUUUUUUAACUGUUAAUUGAUACAAUUCAGACGAUUUGGCGUUCCCUGCAACUGAAUGGGAUUUGAUAGGGUUAUGGUUCAGAUUCCUUUUUUUCCCGGGUUUACCCUCUCCGCAAUAAAACAGCACAUUGAAAACGCGCGAUUUUAACUUAAUUUUUCAAAGUGAUAACGAAGACUUGGUAUUUAACAGUAGACCGUUAAAUUAGAAAGGCAAUGUCAAAGAGACCAUGUGGUAACUCGGGGCUAAGUGCGCAUGCACAUAUAAUGCCUCUGUUUUAGAGACAGCGUUUCUUGGUCUGAGCAGUAAAAAUGACAUGAAAACGAAGGUAAGAAGGGGAAACAAUUUAUCUGUGGGGGCGAAACGCCAAUUUCAGAUUUAUCCUGGUAAGUCUAGACGAGGUUUGACUGCCAACAGUCUCUUUUCAGACAUGCAAGAGAGCAAGCCGUCAUGUCGAGGCUGGCAGUAGCGAACGAGCAGCGGAAGUGCCGGCCCUCUUGUCUCUUUACCCAGACGUUUCCCUCGUUACGAAUUUUGGGUGCAAAUGAAGGCAGGACUCCGCACAUGUACUCAUGCUGACGGACGCCUCAAUUCGCUCGUUUUCAGUGGUUCGCCUCGUCUCGCGUGAUCUUUAGUAGCGGGUUUUGAUCCAACCUCGUUCCCACGGUCCUCUCCCACUCGACCCUUGGAAGGAGGUUGUUUUUGAUCCUCUUUGAGAGACGCACGUCAACCGGAAGUGGACUAUUUGCACUGUUGGGCCGUUGUUUUGCCCAAUGAAUUACUGGCAAAACGUCUUCAUAAGAAAAAGACACCUGGCAAAACAAAUUUAGUUCGGCCAAGACACAUUUUAGGAAAAAGACUUGACGUACGUCACUCUAAAACGCCUCUCCUCGGUAGCCUGUAAGCAAGCUCUCCCGUGCAGCUGGGGUGUAGGGGAGGGAAGAGGGGAAGGAUUACAAGUUACCCCUCCCUUUACGCCCCGCCGCCAGAGCGCCCGGGAGAGAUUGCUCGCAGGCUACGUAUAAUACUGCGCGGCAACCCCGAGGACGAAGCCAGAGAAAGGCCCAAUCCAUAUUAUAUCCCCAUUUUAGUCUUACGAUUCGCUAUAACUUCAAAACAUGGACUGUCAAGUAUAACGUUGCAAUUUCUAUUUCUUAGGUGUACCUAUUCUGUGUCAAGGAGCCUGCCGAUGGCUGCGGUGGCGAGACUCCUAUAAUGAAAAACAAUGACCUUCAAUCACGUCUGGAUCCUGAUAUCAUAAGAAAGCUAGACGAAAAACACAUCAAGUACGAAAGAUACAUGCCUUCCACACGACACAGGAACUAUAUAUCGUGGCAAGAUGGUUUUAUGACAAAGGAUAGAAAGGUACCGGCGCUAUACGCUGUAUUGAUUGCUAAAGUUUUGCUCUUUGUUUCAAUUUUAUCUCGGCAAGGAGGGUGGUCAGAAAUUACACUACCUAAUAUUAGCUUUAAAAUAGAAGAGACUAAUUCCACUGACCAAAACACAUGUCCAAUUUUAUUAUGGCCAUCUCAGUUGGUUGGAUACAACCAUGCAAUAUAAGCUUUUUGCUUCUUUCGGGCUGUUUACAUAGAGGGAUGAAUAUCCUUGCUCCCGGAAAAUCCUAGAAGGCGGAACAACUUUCCGUUCCUUGUAGAGUUAUUGUUUUGCCUAUUAAACCUCUUGCUUUUUUGACGUUCUUGUUGUCGCCGCCGUCUACCCAGCACUCUACUAUUCCCCUACUGACAGGUAAUCACGCAAUGGUUCGUCAGGAAACAGGGCAAAUUUCAUUCACAUUUUGAGACUCGAUUUAGCUCCCAGUCGUUGUCCUUCUGUUUACUAACGUUUGGGCGCCAAAAAAUGACUAGCAGCUCGUUCCCACUGAGGAACUAGCACUUGACAAUGGGAUGUGGGGAAUGCCAGCAAGGUACAAUGCUAUUUUUGACUUUCUUUCUUACUCUUCUAGAAAGUGGAAGAUAUAGCUAAACAACAAGGCAACGAUAUCCACUGGGAUGAAAACGGGGAUCUGUAUUUAUCGCUUAUCCGACCUGCUUUCAUACCGCACCCUGUGACGGGAGAAAAAUACUGGUUUAAUCUAGUUACGGGGCACCACAAUUCGUGCGUGGAUUCAAUGCCAACAUUUAACGACACCGACAUCUUGGACGGGAAAUGGCCGUAUCACAGUUAUUACGGCGACGGAAGUGAGAUCGAACCAGAGGUGAUACAGCAUAUAAGAGCACAAUCUUNCAAGGCAACGAUAUCCACUGGGAUGAAAACGGGGAUCUGUAUUUAUCGCUUAUCCGACCUGCUUUCAUACCGCACCCUGUGACGGGAGAAAAAUACUGGUUUAAUCUAGUUACGGGGCACCACAAUUCGUGCGUGGAUUCAAUGCCAACAUUUAACGACACCGACAUCUUGGACGGGAAAUGGCCGUAUCACAGUUAUUACGGCGACGGAAGUGAGAUCGAACCAGAGGUGAUACAGCAUAUAAGAGCACAAUCUUGGGCAUGCGCCGUUGGAUUCAAGUGGAAAUGCGGUGAUUUGUUGGUGAUAGAUAACGUUGCUGCCCAGCAUGGAAGAAUUGGAUUUUCCGGUGAAAGGAAGAUGCUAGCAUAUCUAACCGCUUAAAUCAAAG
This is a messenger RNA of Porites evermanni, 3467 nucleotides long. The record is from the annotation of a GenBank genome assembly. Lineage: Eukaryota; Metazoa; Cnidaria; Anthozoa; Scleractinia; Poritidae.